AUGUUGUGUGCUUUGCGAGCGCGCGCGCAAGUGGGCGUGCGGCUGCCGCUGCCGCUGCCGCUGCUGCUGCGGGUGCCGAAUAUGGCUCUGCCAGUCACAGUGCGGUGGGCGCAUGUGGGUGAGGGCAGCGCAGCGCCGCCCGAGCAGCCGCGAACCAAUCCGCUGGGAAUACAGUAUCUGAGUGAGUCGUUGCAGCAGCAGGUUUUCCCCGGUGCGACAGGGCACAGCGAGGAUCCCGAGCUUGUGAAGCUGGCGAAGUUGUCGCUGAGUAACCACGAUCUGCUUGGCAGGAAGACUACAAUUACAAAACCGAUUGCGUUCAAAUUACCGGAAUUGCAAGGCAGCUCGCUAGAUGAGCAUUUCCAAAGACUGGGCCUGUAUGCAUCCGAGCCAUACAGAACGAUGGCCCUCGAAAAGUUCAAGUCGAUACCAGAAAAACCGAAAAAUUGGAUAAGAAAACCAGGGUGGUACAGGUACGAAAAGGGGAAAGAACCCACAAGAGUAGAUUUUCCAUCGGAGGACACGCUGGUGUUCGAUGUCGAGACAUUGUACAAGAUAUCACCAUAUCCAACGUUAGCUACAGCGGUCUCCGACAAGGCUUGGUACCUAUGGUGCUCACCAUAUAUCUGUGAUCCCAAGGACUCAGAUAAGCACGAAGUAUAUGAACAUUUAAUACCAAUGGACACGCUGAACAAGGAGAAAUUGAUUAUCGGCCAUAAUGUCGGCUAUGACAGAGGGAGGGUGCUGGAAGAAUAUAAUCUAAAGCCAUCGAAGGCUUUCUUCAUAGAUACAUUGUCUUUGCAUGUAGCGACAGCAGGUUUGUGCUCCAGGCAAAGACCACUGUUCCUGAAAAAUAAGAAAUUGAAAGAGAACCUCACCGCCGAACCGGAAGAAAUUGAAGAGGUCACCGAGGCAUUGGAAUUGAAUGAUGUUGCAGAUCCGUGGCUCAAAGUAUCUACCAUGAAUGCAUUGUCUGAUGUUGCGCUGUUUCAUUGUGGUAUCAAAAUGGAUAAAACUACAAGAGAUUAUUUUGCAUCUACAAACAAACAAGAUGUUAUCGACAAGUUCCAAUUGCUGGUCAAUUAUUGUGCAACUGAUGUCAUUACCACUAGUAAAGUGUUCGAUAAAGUUUUUCCUUCUUUCAUGAAAAAAUGCCCUCAUCCUGUAUCAUUCGGAGGCCUCAAAGCCCUAAGCUCUUGUAUCCUACCGACAGAUCAAAUUAAAUGGCAGAAUUAUAUUAAAAAUUCAGAAAACAAGUACCAGGACUCAAAGAAGGUAAUUGACGAUAAGAUUAUUGAAAUAGUACAAGAGACUGUAAAACUAAAGGAUCAAAAGGGCUUCCAAGAUGUUAUAAAAACAAAUCCUUGGCUGAGACAAUUGGACUGGGAAAUAAAACCACUAAGAUUGACCAAAAAAGGAGUCCCUGUAAAAAACCAAAAAUUACCUGGCUACCCGGAGUGGUAUAGGUCACUAUUCCCAAAUAAAGAGGCCGAGCUACCUCAAAUAACCAUGAGGUCAAGAAUCAUUCCUCUAUUUUUCAAACUAUCAUGGGAAGAUUCACCCGUGAUUUGGACUGAAGAUUGUGGUUGGUGCUUCAUAAAACCUAAAUCUCAAGAGAAACAAUACAAGGAUAAGAAUUACAGACUUGCUGAUGAGGCAACUAUCAAGAACCAUUUUGAGAAACUAGUUGAAAUGGGUCAAUAUAAAAAAACAGAUAUUGGCAAUGACUUACUUUUCAAAGUUCCUCACCCUAAUGGCCCUGACAACAACUGUACAACACUAUUGAGCAAACCCUAUGUGCACUUCUUUGAGAAAGGAAUUUUAAAAUCAGAAUCUGAAUUAGCUUCUAUUGCUUUGAAAAUGAAUGCGUCGGGAUCAUAUUGGAUGUCUGCUAGAGAAAGAAUCAUGUCUCAAUUUGUUGUACCCAAAGAAGACUUUCCUGAACAAUUCCUACCAAUUAAAGUAGGCAAGGAUCUAAAACCAACUGAAAGUUCACAAGCCAUCAUUAUUCCGCAGAUCAUUCCAAUGGGGACAGUAACAAGAAGAGCGGUGGAAAGCACAUGGCUCACUGCGUCAAACGCAAAGAAAAACAGAAUUGGCUCAGAGUUAAAAGCACAAAUUUGUGCUCCCGAAGGAUACUCAUUUGUUGGUGCUGAUGUUGAUAGUGAAGAACUAUGGAUUGCCUCAUUAUUCGGUGAUUCUGUGCUGCGAAUACAUGGCGGUACUCCAAUAGGAUGGAUGUGCCUUGAAGGUACAAAAGCAGAAGGAAGUGAUUUACAUACCAAAACCGCCCAAAUAUUAAGUUGUGACAGGAAUGAGGCGAAAAUUUUCAAUUAUGGUAGAAUAUAUGGUGCUGGUGUUAAAUUUGCUUCGCAGCUAUUAAAGAAAUUCAACCCAACUUUGAGCGAAAAGGAGGCAAAGGAAACAGCAGUGAAGUUAUAUGAAAGCACUAAGGGUAAGACUAAAAGAUCUAAAGUUUUUAAGAAAUUUUGGUAUGGAGGUUCUGAGUCAAUACUUUUUAAUAAAUUAGAGAGCAUUGCUGAACAAGAUAAUCCCAUGACACCGGUUUUAGGCUGUGGUAUCACUAACUCACUGAUGAAGCAAAACUUAAAAGCUAAUUCAUUCCUACCAUCUAGAGUUAACUGGGCAAUCCAAUCAUCUGGUGUUGAUUAUCUACAUCUAUUGUGCUGCUCCAUGAACUAUCUCAUUUCAAUGUAUAACAUUGAAGCACGCCUGAUAAUAUCAAUCCAUGAUGAAAUUAGAUAUUUGGUGGCGGAUAAAGACAAAUAUAAGCUCGCACUAGCUCUGCAAAUAAGUAAUUUAUGGACUCGAGCGAUGUUUGCAGAGCAAAUGGGAAUACGUGAGCUUCCUCAGAACUGUGCUUUCUUUUCCGCGAUUGAUAUUGACAAGGUAUUGAGAAAAGAAGUUGAUCUUGAUUGUGUGACACCAUCUAAUGAAAUUCCGAUACCCUUUGGUGAAUCUAUAGAUAUUGUAAAAUUACUGGAAAGACCCGAAUGCCAUUUAGAACUCCCGAGAGAGACUGUUGAUUUGUCCAAAUUUGGUUUCAAAAAACGAGAACCUGUAUUUGUGAAAUAUAAUAAUAACUAUUCUGCUGAUUUUCUGAAAUAUUUUUUAAAAAUGCAAAUUCAGACCACUAGUUGGAAAGUAUCAAAAUUAGAAGAAGAAUAUAUACAGAACCAGACAGAGAAGGAUAUGACAAAUGAAGACCGCUUAGAGUAUGGAUUCUUAGAUUAUCUAAGUGAUGUUAAGAAAGGGAAGCGAGAUAAAUUGACGAUUAUGAGCAAAGCGUUCAUUUCGGAUGCGUUAUCUAGCCGAGGUUUAGAUUUGGAUGCACAAUUAAAUCUGGAUCCAAGUAAGACUGAAACUAUCCAUAACAUCACAUCAGAUGAUAAAUCAAGGUUACAAGCUCAAGAGGAUUUUUCUUUAUUACACGAUUCUGUGUCUACCUUAGAACAUAUAGAUACCAAGUCUCCAACUAGAGAAAAAGCGACAACUAUAUCAACAGCUUCGUUAGAAAUCAAUACUAAUAGUAAGAAAGGACGGAGACGGACUGGAAGGCUAUUAGAAAGAAAAUACAACAAAGUUAUCGGGGGUAAAAAUGCAUUCGACGCCUUUUACGCAUCAAUAGACCAACCGAAGAAAUUUGUGGAACUACAAGAGCAACGCAUAAUCAAUGAAGUAAUACACGAUAUCAUUGAAGGAAGGGAGGACACGCCAACAAAAAAGCCCAGGCAAUCAAAGCCCAAAUCUACCACGCCAGUGCCAAGAGCCAAGCAACGUACCCAUCCUUUUACAGAGAACCUCGUCAAGGGUUCAACACAUUUAACUAAAUAA
Molecule: messenger RNA, 3855 nt
Organism: Nakaseomyces glabratus
Lineage: Eukaryota; Fungi; Ascomycota; Saccharomycetes; Saccharomycetales; Saccharomycetaceae
Gene: MIP1
Product: DNA-directed DNA polymerase gamma MIP1
Biological process (GO): mitochondrial DNA replication
Cellular component (GO): mitochondrion; gamma DNA polymerase complex
Molecular function (GO): DNA binding; DNA-directed DNA polymerase activity; 3'-5' exonuclease activity
Source: RefSeq, a predicted model, not a curated record